GAAGUAAUAUAUACUCAGACUUCUACUGGUCACUGCAGUGAUUUUGUAGCAUGCAAAGUCUGGACUUAACUCCUGUAAUGUAAUUUUGCUAAUUAGUGGUAAUAACUGUAAGUUUCCAAAGGUCUGUCAUGAUUAGGGUGACCAGAUUCAAUAGAGUGAAAUACGGGAGAGUCAGACUGUGACCCCCAGCCCACCCCACGCCACGCGCACACACCCCCCACUUACACACAACAAAGUAGGGCAAACUAUUUUACUGUACAUAAAAUUGGAGUAUCAAAUGCACAAAUACAGUGUCUUGUGUGUGUACAGUCAUUGUCUAGAGACAGCAACAAACGAGCGUUUCACUUAGAACAAGACAUUCUGCGUUUCUCUGAAAAAGGCAAAGGUGAACACUUUCCACUGUAAAACCUAUAGGCCUACUCUAUUAACAUAUUGCAUAUUUGAUCAAUUGGAUUGAAACAUCAACAAAAGACUGUUUGCACUCUGGAUAACAUGAACACAUUAACACAGUUUACGUUUCAGGUGUACAAAGCAACAACUGUAAGAACUUAAAAUAAUUAUUUCCAAUCACUUUUGUUAAUUUGAUUCGGGGAGUGUGGAGUCCGGUGGCCAGUUGUGCUUUUCGCAUGAAGCAAUCUUCCCCAGAGUACGCUUGUCUUUAAUGAGUUUGUCAUAGAAAGCUGUGCACUUUAAUCCAAAAUGUACUCGAACAAAUAGCUUCACAUUGCCUUCUUGGUUGUAACAGCCAGUUGGGCGCGCACAUGCUUGGGCUUGACAGCUUGUGAGAACUAAAAUGUGAUUGGAUCAUAUAGUUAGACUGUAUAAAAUAAAGAACUUUAAGACUGACAAGCGUGGCAAAUCAUGAUAACCUGUCACAUUCGAAUGGGCACUAGUUAGGACCUUUCAAAAAACAGGACAAAGUGAAAAUAGGGGACAAAACAUGAUUUUUAAGUCCGGACACCUGAAAACGGACUGAAAUACAAGACUGCCCCGGGAAAAACUGGAUGUCUGAUCACCCUAGUCACGAUAUGCUUUUCAAUGAAACUAUACCGUUCUUGAAAAACAUGAUGCAAAGAUCUUAAGUAAUGUCCCCGGUUGAAACAAGUGACAUAUUUAUCUGUCAAACCAGAUGGGCUCUUCACAACUAAUUCCUAGACUACUGUAGUCUAGUAUUGUACUAACAGAGAAUCAAUAUGAACUGGGACAUAGGGACUGACACACUGACAAACCCACACAAAAACAUACGUACAGACAGAAUCAGAUUUCAAAACAGAGUAUAUAUAUCACUUUACCUAUAUAUAUGUUUGUACCUGUCAGAAGACUCCUUCACACUCUCUCAGUGACAUAUCUUCACAAUCAAAAAGGGCAGUCUGAGAGGAAUGAUAGAUAUGUGUGCUUAAUGAUUCCUUUCAUGAGCCACACACCCAGUCUUUCAGGUGAGAACAGACUGCAUGUUCAUCGGAGCACUUUUCACAACCGCCAAAGAGACGAGAAGUGUACUGAAAUACAACUCAUCCAGGACAUCCAGGUCAUCCACUUUAAUCUGGAAACUACAACAGGAAAAGGAACAUUCAUUAGGUUGGAGCAAAACUACCACCAGUGAUAACUGGCAAAGAGCAGCCAUGCCCUGUCCCAGCCCUCUCACCCUGCUCAGGGACUCCUUACGCGGCCAGAGGGAGCAUGAGAAGGAUCUCCGCAUCCUGGUCUCCAACCUGCCCUAUGAGGGCCUCCCCAAGACCAAACAACCUAACCGCUACUUCCCAGGCAACGCAGUCAAGACCACCAAGUACUCGCUUUGGUUCUUUAUUCCUAUGAACCUAUAUGAGCAGUUCCACCGCUUCGCUAACCUCUACUUUGUGGGUUUGGCUGUGCUGAACUUUGUGCCUGCCGUGGAGGCCUUUCAGCCGGAGGUGGCUAUCGUUCCCAUCUGCGUCAUGUUAGCACUGACCGCCCUGAAGGAUGGCUGGGAGGACUGCAGGAGGUUUCGCUCUGAUAGGAGGAUCAAUCACACGUCGUGUCGUGUAUACAGCAGGAAGGUUUCAGGCUUUGUGGAGCGGCACUGGAAGGAUGUGAGGGUGGGAGACCUUGUUGAAGUGGCGUCUAACGAGAUCAUCCCUGCUGACCUUUUGCUCCUCCACACCUCUGACCUUAACGGGGUGUGUCAUAUCGAAACAGCCAGCCUGGAUGGAGAAACCAACCUGAAACGGAGACUCGUGGUCCCAGGACUAAACACACAGGAUUCUUCGUUUGAGCCACAAAACUUCCAUUGCACUGUAGCCGUUGAAAAACCGAACGACAACCUUAAUCAAUUCAAAGGUUACAUAGAGACGUCUGAUAUGAAGAGGUUGGGGUUUGGGAUUGACAGUCUGCUGCCUAGGGGCUGUACUGUCAGGAACACUGACCUUGCAACUGGGUUUGUCGUAUAUACAGGUCAUUACGUCUGGCUGGAGUCGUUACCCAGCGUGCCUCUCUUCCUGACUCCAGGAAGCCAUGGUCACAUGGACUCUAACCCGCUCUCUGGCCUCUACAUGUUCUUCACUAUGAUCAUCCUUCUGCAGAUCUUCAUCCCCAUCUCUCUGUAUGUGUCAAUUGAGAUGGUCAAGAUGGGUCAGAUCUUCUUCAUCACUAACGACGUGGACCUGUAUGAAGAGAAGACAGACAGCAGGGUCCAGUGUCGAGCCCUGAACAUCCCUGAAGACCUGGGCAAUAUUCACUACGUUUUCUCUGACAAGACAGGAACGCUCACCGAGAACAAAAUGGUGUUUCGACGAUGCAGUGUCACAGGGACCGAGUACUCACAUAACGAGAAUGCCAUCCGUCUGGCUGUCCUUGGGGGGACAGAUGAAACGGAGGAAGAUGUCAUCUUCCACCAGAGUCCAGUACCUUCACGGACAGGAUGGACCCUGGAGGAUGACCAGGAACCCGAAGCGGUACAGCAAAGCCAGGAAGGCCAACAACCUCACAGUGGGGGCGGCCAUCACAGGAACAAGGAAACAGGAAAUGCCCAGGGGAAGGCAGCUUUCAGCAGUCCACUGGAAACAGAGGUAGUCCCCGACAGGAAGCUACUUCAGCGUGUUUUGGCCGGUGGUGGGGACUGGGACGGUUGUGGAGGGAUACGCCGCUGCGAGGCAACAGAUCUCUACCUGGACUUCUUCCUGGCACUCACGGUCUGCAACACUGUGGUGGUUUCCACAGCAACCACGGCUCGGGCCCAGAGACAGAGGGCUAGGGGGCGUCCGAGCCCUUCUCUUUUCCAGAGCCCCGGGGAAGUCCUCCAGACUGCGUUACAGAAGAUGUUCGUGUUCUCCAGGCUAUGCCACACCCUCAGCUCCUGGCAGCCAAUGACAGAGGAUCUGGACACCGACCACAACUCUGGAUGUCACCACAGCGCCGCUGGUGACCAGACCAGCCAUAGCAGCACCCAGGGGCACCAGUCAACGUCGGAAAUCGAUAUUUCUGCACAGCGAUGCUAUGUGGCGGAGAGCCCUGAUGAGGCGGCCCUGGUGCACGCUGCCAAGGUGUACGGCUUCAUGCUAAUUGCUCGUACCCCAAAUAGCGUAAAAGUAAGGUUGCCGCACGGAGUGGAACUGAACUACCAGGUGCUGGACACCUUAAACUUUGACCCCCACAGAAAGAGGAUGUCAGUGGUGUUGCGUCAUCCAAUCAGCGGAGAGAUAGUGAUGUAUACUAAAGGGGCAGAUUAUACCGUUAUGGAGCUUCUGGACUUCGAAAGGAGCCAGAAGAACGUAGCUGCUAGCACUCAAAGACACCUCAACUGGUACGCCAAGGAAGGACUGCACACCCUGUGUUUUGCAAAGAAAGUGCUCAGCGAGAGUGCAUACAAGAACUGGUCCCUGUUACGACAGGAAGCCUUGGCUGCCAUCGAUAACCGAGAGGAGCUCCUUAUGGAGACAGCUGUAAACCUGGAGAAACAGCUCACUCUGCUGGGGGCGACAGGUAUAGAGGACCGUCUUCAGGAGUGUGUUCCUGACACUGUCAUGGCCCUGAGAGAGGCAGGAGUCCGGUUGUGGGUUCUGACUGGGGACAAGGCAGAGACGGCCAUCAAUAUCGCUCACGCCAGCAGGCUCCUGGACCAGGAAGAUCUGGUUAUUCACAUGAACACCGAUGACAAGGCUGUGUGCAAAUCCAUUCUGGACAGAUCCCUGGAGGAGGGGAGACGGCAUACAAGACCAGGGUAUCCUGGCCUUUCCAUCGGGCUGGUGAUUGAUGGCCAUACGCUGGACAUGGCUCUGCAGUCAGACCUGGUGGAUCGGUUCUUGGAGUUGGCUCGGCUCUGUCGCUCUGUCCUCUGUUGCAGGGUGACACCACUGCAGAAGAGCACCGUGGUUAAAGUGGUCAGGGAAAGGCUGAAGGUCAUGACCCUAGCUGUAGGAGACGGUGCGAAUGAUGUGAAUAUGAUCCAAGCAGCCGACGUUGGCAUCGGGAUUUCCGGACAGGAAGGCAUGCAGGCUGUCAUGGCCAGUGACUUCUCCAUAUCAUGCUUUAAACACAUGAAGAAGCUUCUCCUGGUCCAUGGGCACUGGUGUAACAGCAGACUGUCAAACAUGGCAAUUUACUUCUUCUACAAGAACGUGACCUACGUGAACCUGUUGUUCUGGUACCAGUUCUUCUGUGGCUUCUCGGGCACGUCCAUGAUUGACAUCUGGCUUUUAAUCUUUUUCAACCUCUUCUUCACAUCCACCCCUCCCAUCAUGUUUGGAGUGAUGGAUAGGGAUGUUUCAGCAGAAACGUUGCUGGGCCUCCCAGAGCUGUACAGGACUGGCCACGAGUCAGAGGGAUAUAGUCAUUUCACAUUUUGGAUCGCAAUGCUAGAUGCCUUCUAUCAAAGUCUGGUGUGCUUCUUUAUUCCAUACUUGACUUACCAGGGUACAGACAUAGACAUCUACACGUUUGGAUCUUCAAUGAACACUGUGUCUUUAUUCAACAUCCUGCUCCAUCUGGCCAUAGAGAUCAAGAGCUGGACAUUGGUCCACUGGGUCACCAUGCUUGGCAGCGUGGCUCUCUACUUCACCGUGACUCUGGUCUACAGCGCUACAUGCAUCAGCUGCAACCCCCCAUCAGACCCCUACUGGACCACACAGCAACAGAUGUCUGAGCCCAUCUUCUACCUAGUCUGUGUCAUCACCACGGUAGUCGCCCUGUUGCCUAGGUUCACAUACCGUGUGCUGAGCAACACGCUGGCCCCCACCCCCCUCAUACGGGCGAGGCAUCUGGAGCGGCUGGACCCUGCCAUCCGGGAACAGUGGAUCAAGGAGUGGAGGGGGUUCAGAGGAGGGCCACAGGGAGGGCGGAGUUACCAGAAACAGACCCAGGAGCAGGAGCCUUCCAGAAUCACACCUACACUCUCCAUCACCAACAAUCACCUCGGAACCCCAACUCGGAGUGCAGUCCGGCACCACCACAAUGUUGAAUUGUGA
Molecule: messenger RNA, 5438 nt
Organism: Esox lucius (northern pike)
Lineage: Eukaryota; Metazoa; Chordata; Actinopteri; Esociformes; Esocidae
Gene: atp10b
Product: ATPase phospholipid transporting 10B
Exons: 21
Coding region: 1452-5438 (1328 amino acids)
Biological process (GO): phospholipid translocation
Cellular component (GO): plasma membrane
Molecular function (GO): ATPase-coupled intramembrane lipid carrier activity; ATP binding; magnesium ion binding
Source: RefSeq, a predicted model, not a curated record